CCCAUGAAAUCUAGUUAUAAAUCAACAAAAACUUCGCUCAGUCUGCUCACAACAACCUACUGAUUUUAGAGAGCAAAAACGUUACAAUGCUUCAUUUCUUCAACUUCAAUGAGUGGAAUUUUCUUGUCUGUUUGAUAAUCUUCUUUUUACCAGUUCUGGUCUUCUUGAUCCGCCGGAGUUCAUCAAGCUCGGGUCACCGUAGGCUUCCUCCCGGACCCAAAGGAUGGCCUGUAAUCGGCAACAUGUUCGACCUCGGCACAAUGCCACACAGGACUCUCACUGACCUAGGACACAAGUUUGGCCCUGUAAUUUGGCUUACACUUGGUGUGAGAAACACUAUGUCAGUUCAAUCUGCCAAGGCAGCUGCAGAGUUUUUCAAAAACCAUGACCUCUCAUUUGUAGAGCGCACAGUCAACGAAAACGCUAGGGUUCAUGACUACCACAAAGGUUCCCUGGCAAUGGCCCCGUACGGCACACACUGGCGCGUGAUGAGGCGGUUAGUGACAGUGGAGAUGGUGGUGAACAAACGCAUCAACGAGACGGCUUUCAUAAGAAGAAAGUGCAUAGACAACAUGCAGUUGUGGAUUGAAGAGGAAGCGUCCAAAGUCAAAGAAGGGCGUGGGGUUCAUGUGGCGCGUUUCGUGUUCCUUAUGACUUUCAACCUUCUUGGCAACCUCAUGUUGUCUAGGGACUUGGUGGAUCCGAAUUCGGAAGAAGGGAUGGAGUUUUUUAAAGCAAUGAAUGGACUGAUGGAGUGGAAUGGGAGUGGCAACGUGGUAGAUUUUUUUCCAUGGCUGAGGUGGCUUGAUCCGCAAGGCCUGAAGAGGAAGAUGAAAAGGGAUCUUGGAAAAGCUAUACAAAUUGCCUCUAAGUUUGUCAAAGGACGCAUCCAAGAGAGGGAGGUGGGUGGAGAGAAAACUAAGGACUUCUUGGAUGUGUUGCUUGAAUUUGAAGGCAACGGAAUUGACGAGCCAGCUAAAAUCUCUGAUCACGAUCUCAAUAUUUUCAUACUGGAAAUAUUUAUGGCUGGUUCAGAAACAACAAGCAGCACCACAGAAUGGGCAUUGACCGAGCUGUUAUGCAACCCGGCAACGCUUGUCGAGGCGAAAGCCGAGCUCAAUCGAGUAAUAGGUCCAAGCAGAAAGAUUGAAGAGAGUGAUAUCGACAAUCUUCCAUACUUGCAGGGCAUAAUCAAAGAAACACUCAGAUUGCAUCCACCAAUUCCUUUCCUAGUACCAAGAAAGGCAAUGCAUGACACCAGUUUCAUGGGGUACUUUGUACCCAAAGACACACAGGUGUUUGUGAAUGCUUAUGCAAUUGGAAGAGAUCCAGAUGCGUGGCGUGAUGAGCCGACGUUGUUUAAGCCCGAGAGGUUCAUAGGCUCAAAGACUGAUUACAGGGGGCAGAAUUAUGAGUUGGUUCCGUUUGGAGCUGGGAGAAGAAUGUGUGCCGGUGUGCCUCUGGCUCAUAGAAUGCUGCAUCUUACAUUGGGGACGUUGCUUCACCAAUUUGAUUGGUCACUGGAUGCAAAUGUUACUAGAGAAACCAUGGAUUGGAAGGACAAGUUAGGGAUAACAAUGAGAAAAUCUGAGCCAUUGCUAGCAGUGCCCACGAAGUGCUUCUUAUAAGUUGGUAUGAUAAGGGCCCUACCGGCUACCUAAUCGUUUGGUAUGCAUACGAGACGAGACAGAACGGAAUGGGACGGGACGGGACGGAACAGAGAUGGAGCAAAGAUGCCCUCGGAUGGAAACAAGGAGGACGAAGAAGAAGACGGAGAGGUUAUAAUUUUGUAUUCCACAGAUAUGGAACAAGUCGUUCUAAGGGGAUGAGGCGGAACGAAAAUUCACCCAAAAUUCGUCCCGUGGAACAGCGCAUUCCACCCGUUUUAGACGCACCAAAUGUGGAACGAAACGCCUCGUUCCACUCCAUUCCGUCUCGUCCCACGUACCAAACGGACAAUGCAGUCAAGACAUGAACGAUUUCUGACCGUUGAUACAUAUGAAGAACAUAAUUAACCAACAGUCAAAACUUGCCCACUAGGACUGACCAUAGCAAAAUAUGAUCUUUCCAAGUUAAAGACUGGUUAGUGGUGUUACAAGAUACAGCCUAUGCUUGGUUCGGUUCGGUUUGAGUUCAAUUUUGGUCAACUCAGUUGUCUUCGAUUGUUUUCCCUUGGUCU
Molecule: messenger RNA, 2179 nt
Organism: Malus domestica (apple)
Lineage: Eukaryota; Viridiplantae; Streptophyta; Magnoliopsida; Rosales; Rosaceae
Product: cytochrome P450 76A2-like
Molecular function (GO): monooxygenase activity; iron ion binding; heme binding
Source: RefSeq, a predicted model, not a curated record